CCUCCCCUGUUUUAUUUCCGGUGUUUCCUUUGUUUACAUCCUCAAAUAUUUUGCAAUGAUCCAGGAUCUGAAAACAGGGAUAGGCCUGACGUGAAAACUUUGAAAAAGGAUGCAAGAACACAUUGACUAGAUCUGGAUCUUAAUUCUACUGUUUUCGAAGACGAGAUCUCUGUUACAAUCACUAUUACUACGACUGAAAUUUGUGAAACUUCUAAGGAAUCUCUAGAUUUCUAAUAUUCUACUAAGUUUAGCUUCUAAACUUCGAUCUCAUUGUAGAUGAAGUAUGAAAGCUGAUCUGAUGCUAUUUUACUAUUAUUGAUACCGGUACUAUAAUAUUAAGUCUAAGUUACUACAUGAUAGAAUCUUUAGAUCUAUGUAGAUCUAGUCUAGAUCUAUACUUAAUAAAAGGACUGCCUGUUCAAGAAUUGUGAGCCAACCAGGUUCUUGGUCAUCAUAUGAUUAAGAUUGGUUGUUUUGAUUUUGAUUGACACUGACUUUGAAGUUGGCAUCAAGUCAGUCAAGUGCUAUUUUAAUUUUAGAUCUAUAUCUAGAUCUAGAUUCUAGAUCUAUCUAUACUGAAUUUCAGUAUGGGGGCAUGGAUAUGUAAAAGGACUUUGCCGGACAAGAUUCUUAUUCAAGGCCUGGAUGCUGCAGGGAAAACACAACUUUUGUAUCAAUUGAAACUUGGUGAAGCUGUGAUCACUAUACCAACCAUAGGUUUUAAUGUCGAGACAGUGACUGUGAGUGACGUCCAAGUUAUGUGCUUCGACAUUGGAGGCAGGGACAAAAUGAGGUCGCUGGUCCGUCAUUAUUACCGGAACGCAAAGGGCAUGGUGUACUUGAUUGACAGUGCAGACAGAGAUAGACUUGGCGACGCACUGGAUGAACUCUUCAAGUAUUAUUUGCAUGAGGAUGAGACGAGGGAGUCGGUGGUCAUGAUUCUUGCCAACAAACAGGAUAAACCUGGAGCACUCACGGUUCAGGAAGUAGAGGAUGCAUUCAGAAAGAAAUACUCUGCAGAGAAAUUCGGCCCAAAUCAUACUGUGUUUGUCAAGCCUUGCAGUGCCUGGACUGGAGACGGAAUCUGGGAGGCCUUUGAAUGUUUUGUGUCUCAGAUUGAACUGAGGAAAUCUGGAAAAGUAAGAUCAUCUGGUCUUAUCACUGUGCCGGAUAGGAAUGCAUCAAAUGUCACAGACCAGACCAAGUCACUUCUUAAUUUCAAAUCGGCACUAAAAGACCCUCUUACUUUUGUGAAGUCUUGGCUAUUUUACUAAUGCUAGUGAAAGGUUUUUAGGUAUACUAUUGAUAUUUUGGCUAGUACUCAGUAGUUAUGCGUUUUCAGAAAAAAUAGAAGAACUCGUGCUCUUCACUGCUCUCAGAUGUAUAUUAUCCGAUGCUUCACUUAAAUAAUAUAUAACUAAUUCAAAGCCUUUUUCUAAUUGUGUUCAAGGAAAACAUGGAAAAAAGCUAGUUACAGUUUGUGCAGUUCUUGAAUUUCUAAAUUUUGGGAUAAAUAUAUUAUUAUAAUCUUAAUGCUUAAUGUACAAACUCUUUUGGGUGGACAUUUCUAUUUGGUCCUAGAAAAGUUGAUGGAAAGAGAUGAAACCUUUUGUUUAAGAGAUGAAGGUUUGAUAAAUGAUUGUCAUCAUGUUAUCUUCAAUAAUUUUGUUGUGUUGUUUCAACAUACUAAACAUUGAUAUCAGAUGGUAUUAUGCUGGAUAACCGUGUCUCACGUCCCAAAUAGAAGUAUUCUUGAACUUUAGUUGUCUCUAGAGUUGUCAAGGCUUUGCACCUACUUUGCUUAGUUCUCUAAACUCAAACCACUGACAUUAAUUAGGUUUACCUUUCAAUGUUGGUUAAAUCCAAAUCAUAACAGGAAAAUUGUAGUGUAAAGAAGAAGACUUUAUUUGACUACAUCUCAAAUCUUGUGUGCAGUGAAGAGUUAAGAGAUGGAUGGAUAAGGGCUUGAUGUGGUUAUUGAGUAGUGUGGCAGCAAAAGUACCGCAUUACAUUCCCUCUUAAUUUGUUUUUUCGACAUGGUCCACACUCUAUUCAAGUUCAUGGGACCAAAGAGAAAAGCAUCAAUGUUGAAUGGAGAAAUUUAAAGAUUGAAUGUUGAUCACAUUUUUAGUGUUUUGUUUGGGGUUGUUUUUUUUUAUUUGUUUGUUUUUAUUAUUUUUUUAAAGUUAUUUUGUCAUAGUGUCGAGAGUGUUAAUUUUUAUUGAUGUUGUUGCAUUGUGUUAAUUCAAUCAAUGUUUUACAUGUAGUAAUCUUUUCUAGUCUAUUCAGCUGCCAUUAUUGUAAGGGUAUCAUAAUACACUUCAUGUGUUAUGUUAUCGUAUAUAUAUAUAUAUAUAUAUAUAUAUAUUAUCUUCAUCUUAUCUGCUUAAUAAUCGGUGAUAAACUUAAACAAAUUUUUCCUUCGAUAGAAGUGUCCAUAUUUUUUAAUGAUUAUUUUUGCAAUGGUGAGGAGCUGGUGGCCAAGAAGUUUGAUAUUACCCUCCCUUGCUGAAAUUUUGGUUCGGGUUAUUGUUCUGUGAAAGGCACUAACCCUUUAUGUUUAUCUCUGGAGGGAGUUUUCCCUCAAUGCCAGAGCCCUCAUUUGGUACAAAACCUGAAAAUGACAUACAUGUCACUGAAUUGUUCAUUUAUUCAAAACAAAUGAGUCUUAUUUUUAUAAUUCUUCAUCUAAUGGAAGAACUCAGAAAAGACCUAAUUUUGGCAAAUGCCAGAAUUUAGUUAACGUCGUCAUUGUCGUGAAGGAAAGAGACUGAGCCGCUGACAGGGGAACAACUGCACAGUGGUUCUCACCACAAGCUGCUCGGAGUGGAUUGCCGGAGAUAAAGAGUUAUAGAAACCUUGGGAUUUUUCCCAAGUUUUUCUGCGCCAUGAUUCUGUAGUAUGUUGUAAUUUAUUGGGUAUUUCUCCUUGAUUUAUCUGAACAGGAUGAAAAUAUUGAAAAUCCCAUCUCCACGGUGUAUCUCAUAAAGACAAAUCAAAAAAGAAUUACAAGCUUUCUAGUCAAAUUUCACAAUGUUUUCUUACUUCUACUCAUAAAUUUAAAAUGCUCUCUCUUUCUCUCUUCAAUGAUUCUUGGUAUUUUUUUUAAUGGUAUACGGCCGUCUGCAGGACAAUUUGAUCCUUUAAGGCGUUAUGGUAAAAAAAACAGCCAUAUAUCAUAUAUGGGACAUGUGUAGUCUUUCAAUCUGCUACCUUUGCUGUCUGUCAUUGGGACACGUUCAGAAAAUGAUAUUUUUAACGUCUUUAAGUACGGGGACCUUUUUACAUAUUUCCCCUCAUUGUCUGUGAUACGAUGUGGUGUAUUGUCUGUGAUAUGAUGUCAUGUAAAGGAUUUAACGAUUGUACGGUCGGCAUUACUACUUUGUUAACCUCAAAAAGCAGUGAUAUUAUUCUUCAUUGUCAGUCAGUUCAGUUUGCCAGUACCAGUUUCUUAUUUGUUGUUGUUGUUGUAGUAUCAUUAUUUAGUCAUGUUUAUGUGGGGAAACAAUUUGUACCCAUCAACCAUAGUAAGAUUAAUUUGUGUGAAAUUUCCCUGGAAUAUGAUGUCAGAAUUUUUUCUACUCACUUUUUUAUUUGAAAGUUCAUGGUGGGUGUAUGAUUUUAAAGAAAAUUUGUACUAAUUAAAGCAUUUCAUUACAAAUAAAUCACAUGCUGACCAUUGAAUAAUAUGCAAUGAUAUAUGGUGUUGUGGACUUUAAAUCGGUUACUUGGACAUUGCUAAAACUGAAAAAGCAAGGUAACUCUCUCAAGAGAACUGGAAGGUGAGAUGAAGGUAAAGGUAAAAUCUGCCUAUUAUAUUUUAGUAAUGGGUUUAUGGGGUAUUUGUACCUGUAUUUCUUUUUCUAUGAAGAAUCAAAACAUGCCUGGUGCAAUAUUACAGUCGAAAUUGUACAAGACGGCCACCCAUUGUUGAGAAGCAAAGUGGUUGUCUUGGACAGUGUCGUUAUAUAUUACCCAAAAAAUGGCAGGGGAGGGGUGAGAAAAUGGCUAUUUGUACAUGUGAUUGUCUUGGACAAGUGGCCCUCAUAGUAGGUUUGUCUGUAUCUUUCUUUGGCGAACAUUUCACUUUUUGUGGAAACAGGAACAGCUUUUCACAUGUGUGCUAUUUAAUGAAUCUCAAUUGUUGACACUUGCAAUAAUAAUAAGUUUUUGGGAGGAAAUAAUACGAUUUUAUUUUACUGGUAACAGAAAAAUUGUGAGGCAUCAUGGUGAAAUCAGGCACUCAUCAAAAUAAUAAAAUGGAAGAAAUCUGUAUUUUUCGGCCGGUUUGGAAUUUUUUUUUUCUUGCCCAACACCGUAUUAUGUCCAUUCAAAAACAUUCUUGUUCGUGUUAAUGGGAAAAUGUUGAUUGAAGGCACGAAAAAUGGAAAUUUGCAGUUUCCAAGGACUCUUGAGCUAUAGAAGUCGCCAAAGUUUGGCCUGCCAUUUUCUCGAUAAUUUUAGUACUGAAACCAGGCGACCCCCACCUUCUUCAGUGGCAAAUAUCUCGACUUCUAUUCAUGAUAAAUGGAUAUUUUUUUCAUCAAAUGCAAGGCAAAUAAAAAACCUUUAAGAUGAUACAUGUACCAAUAACUCCAAAUACCCCAAAACUGAGGAGUGCCUGAUUCCGCUGCGUCAUUACACAAUUGGCUUUUCUUUCUUUAAAAAAAUCUUAAAUUGAGAUACACAGCACUUUGAACUGAUGAUUUUUUUUUCUUUUCUUUUUUGAAUGUCUACUUUAUCAUCUUUUUUUUUUUUUUUUACAAAUUCAAAACAGAUGUACUGUUCUUUUUGUUUCAGUUUUAUUGUUGUUGUUUUUUUUAACUUUUGCUACAACAUUAAAGUACAUAAUAUAAGUUGAAUUGUUUUCAAAGAGGUUAGUUUGUUAUUUUUUUUGUGUUUUCUUAUUUUGUUUCCUUUUUAUCCGUUUGGAUUGCAUAGCAGGGAUUUCUGUUUGAUGAAUAUCAGUAAUGAUAAAAACAAAACAAAAAAUGAUUAUCAUAUAUGGAAUUAACUCAUAAUUU
Molecule: messenger RNA, 5024 nt
Organism: Aplysia californica (California sea hare)
Lineage: Eukaryota; Metazoa; Mollusca; Gastropoda; Aplysiida; Aplysiidae
Product: ADP-ribosylation factor
Exons: 6
Coding region: 588-1274 (228 amino acids)
Biological process (GO): intracellular protein transport; vesicle-mediated transport
Cellular component (GO): cytoplasm
Molecular function (GO): GTP binding; GTPase activity
Source: RefSeq, a predicted model, not a curated record